CGGGACCUUCCUAAGCUGCCGCAGGACACCAUGAAGCUGCUGCCAGUCUUGGGGCCUGGAGACAAGCCCAGGAAAGCAACAUGGUACACCUUGACCCCCCCUGGAGACAGCCCCUGUGCUCGGGUUGGCCACAGCUGUUCAUAUUUACCCCCAGUUGGUGAUGCCACGAGAGGGAAGGUCUUCAUUGUUGGGGGAGCAGAUCCAAGCAGGAGCUUCUCAGAUGUGCACACCAUGGAUCUGGGAACACACCAGUGGGAUUUAGCCACCUCGGAGGGCCUCUUGCCCCGGUACGAGCAUGCCAGCUUUGUUCCCUCUUGUGCUCCUCAUACCAUCUGGGUGUUUGGAGGUGCUGACCAGUCAGGAAAUCGAAAUUGCCUACAAGUUCUAAAUCCUGAAACCAGGACUUGGACCAUGCCGGAGGUGACCAGCCCCCCGCCAUGCCCAAGAACAUUCCACACAUCAUCUGCAGCCAUUGGAAACCAGCUGUAUGUCUUUGGGGGCGGAGAGAGAGGCGCCCAGCCUGUGCAGGAUGUGAAGCUGCAUGUGUUUGACGCAAACACUCUGACCUGGUCACAGCCAGAGACCCUUGGAAAACCUCCAUCCCCCCGGCAUGGUCAUGUGAUGGUGGCAGCAGAGACAAAGCUCUUCAUCCAUGGAGGCUUGGCAGGGGACAAAUUCUAUGAUGAUCUCCACUGCAUUGAUAUAAAUGAGAUGAAAUGGCAGCAGCUAAGUCCCACGGGGGCAUCUCCCGCAGCCUGUGCUGCCCACUCAGCUGUGGCUGUGGGGAAACACCUGUACAUCUUUGGAGGGAUGACUCCCACAGGAGCACUGGACACAAUGCAUCGGUAUCACAUAGAAAAGCAGCAUUGGACCUUGCUUAAAUUUGAUACUUCUCUCCCCCCUGGACGAUUGGAUCAUUCCAUGUGUGUCAUUCCAUGGCCAGUGAUGUGUACUUCUGAGGAAGAAGAUUCCAAUUCUCUCACUCUGAACUGUGAUGCUGAGAAAGGGGAUUCCGCCAGCAAAGGAGUGACCCAAGGUGGUGACUCACACGAGGAAAGUCAGACUGACACACUGCUUUGUUUUGUGUUCGGCGGGAUGAAUACAGAAGGGGAAAUCUAUAGUGACUGUAUUGUGACUGUAGUUGACUAA
Messenger RNA from Puma concolor (puma), 1149 nucleotides. It is a transcript of the gene RABEPK, whose product is annotated as Rab9 effector protein with kelch motifs. The record is from RefSeq and is a predicted model, not a curated record. Gene Ontology annotation, molecular function: protein binding. Lineage: Eukaryota; Metazoa; Chordata; Mammalia; Carnivora; Felidae.